AUGUCUGAAUUCCCUCCGUCAAGUCUCCGCCCCCUUAUCGAAGAAGUCUUCCACCUCCUCCGCACCCGCAAAGAGACCAUUUCCGUCGCUGAAACCGCAUCUGGAGGCCUCAUUUCUGCCUGUCUCCUCUCAGCCCCAGGCGCAUCCAGCAUCUACAAAGGCGGGCUGACGGUAUACACCCUCGACUCCCGCAUUACCUACACCGGCUGGACCCCCCAGCAUCUAGAGAACUACAGUGGCCCGACCCCAGAAAUAGUGGCGGGGAUCGCGGAAAAUGUGCGCGGCACACUGAAAUCUACAUAUACCGUUUGUGAGAGUGGCACGGCAGGACCGACAGGUGGGACGAGCAGGAAUCGGACCCCCGCUCACCUGCAUUUCCCGCAGUUUCUCUCUUCAUCCCGCAAAAGGCCAAAAGAUCUUCUUGCCUUCGUGCUACCACUACUUACUACUUUGUCGGGCGCUUCUUUUCUCACACCAUCUCAAGUAUCUUCAUAUCCCGGUCAUAUCAAUCUCGAUAGCACCUCUUCACAACACCUCGCCUUUAUCAUCUAUCAGCCCAUCGAUCCAUCCUCAUCCGUCUCGCCCGGCGGGGUCAUGGAUUACUCCGUCAACCUCCGCCGCAAGGAUACCACCAAGGGUCCGCCUUUGCGGAUCCUGUCGCUUGAUGGCGGCGGCGUCCGUGGUUACUCCAUGCUUAUCAUCCUCCAAGAACUCAUGUACCGCGUCUACGUUGAAUGCGAAGGCAAAGCUCCUCGUCGCGAUGAAAUCCCCAAACCCUGUGACCACUUUGACCUCAUCGUUGGCACCGGAACCGGUGGCCUAAUCGCCCUCAUGCUGGGCCGGCUACGCCUGGAUCUCGAGACCUGCAAAGAUGUCUAUGUCCGCAUGACCCGCCGUGUGUUCGAAACCGACAAGACAUUCGCCGGGAUUCCGUUCCAUAAAACACUGUUCAAGGCUUCCAAGCUGGAAGAAGCCAUCCGCGAAUGCGUCCGCGAACAUACCGUCUUCGAAGCGGAAGGGAACGAUUUGAGCCCGUCGGCGCGCAAUUCGCUCGCCAGUGCCCCUUUUAGUCCCAACUCCAUGUCGGUGCCCCAGCGCUCGGGCAGUCGGGCUAGCUUCAGUACUACUGGUUCUCAUUCGUCGGGUCAUGCUAGUCAGCGCAAUUCGACAUUUGUGAACGGUUUGCGCUGGGGGAAUCCGGAUGCGCUGUUGUAUGAUAACCGGGAGUAUCGGACGAAAACUGCUGUGACUGCACUCUACAAAGGUACCACGUCCCGGAACGGCUCGACCGUCCUCCUCCGGUCCUACGAUUCGCGCAAAGAACCCCCACCCGAAUUCAACUGCACUGUCUGGCAGGCUGGUCGUGCCACGUCGGCCACCGGGCUAGCAUUCAAGCCCAUUCAGAUUGGACAGCACGUCUUCAUCGACGAGGGUGCCGGUACCUACAAUCCCUCGCCGCAGGCAUUGGACGAAGCGGUUAUGAAUGAGUGGCCCGGUCGCGAAAUCGGGGUGUUUGUCAGCGUGGGCACUGGCAAGCGCCCACCAGGCACCAACAAUCGGCAACACGAGUGGUGGGAGGACUUCUUUGGGGAUGCCCUGGGCACAUUCGCAGAAGCCCGUCGACGCCUGAUCGCCAAGAUCGAGGGUUGCGAGGAUAUUCAUUUGGCGAUGCUGCGCGACCAUCUAGCUAAGCGCAAUGUAAGCAAGGACAACUACUACCGGCUGAACGUCGAGGUGGGCGUGGGCGAGUUUGGCAUGAAUGAAUGGAACCGGCUGGCAGACAUCAGCACCAACACACGGCGUUACCUGACGCGACCGGAGGUGAAGCACCAGAUCCUGGAUGCGGGUGUCAAGUUCGCCAAAAUUGAGCGCCAACAUCGCCGGCUGGCUGACCAUGCCGCGGCGGGUCAGGUCGAUGAUGGGACCUCGUCUAUCAUGCACAGUCCAGUGCUGUCGGUGCCGCCGCCAUCGCACCCGAUGGCCGUGGAGCUACCAGCUGAGCUGCCGGGUGACUUUGUGCCUUAUAUCACAACAGAGGACUCGCUGCCGGCGCACCCCACGCCACAGGAUACUGUUCUGCCAUCACCAGGGCGGACAUCAGGCGACCUGGCCAGUCCGGGGGCUGGCGAGGUCAGUCGGCCUAGCUCGCGGACGCACGGGUCCUCUCGACCCAGCACCGGGCAUGGCCAUGAUGGGAUGCCUCCGCCGGUGCCUCCCAAGACACCGAUUCCUUAUCCUUCUGAAUAUCCCAGUGAACUGGGAGGUAUUCCGAUGCCGAUGCCGACAACGACCAGCCCGGGACACAGUCACAGUGGAAGUUUGAGUGGGAAACUUCGACCGCCGUAUCCAGUGGACGAGCCACCGGUGGUAAACAAGCAGCGGAAGCCGAGUUACCAUGUGCGGUGAUGAUACCAACACCUUCCUGUAUCUAUUUUAUACUUUUCUUCUUUUUUUUUUUUGAUUUCUGAUGAUGAGUCUAUUUCUAUGGUGUAUGAGGGAGGCGUCUGCGAGAAUCCUGCGAGGAAAGCGGGCGAUUUCCAGUUAUGAUCUGAUGGAU
Messenger RNA from Aspergillus eucalypticola CBS 122712, 2557 nucleotides. RefSeq names its product patatin-like serine hydrolase. The transcript is spliced from 6 exons. The record is from RefSeq and is a predicted model, not a curated record. The coding region runs from base 1 to 2406 and encodes 801 amino acids. Gene Ontology annotation, biological process: arachidonate metabolic process. Gene Ontology annotation, cellular component: membrane. Lineage: Eukaryota; Fungi; Ascomycota; Eurotiomycetes; Eurotiales; Aspergillaceae.